UGAAGAGAAGCUGGGAGGCUCGAACACCAUCCUGUCUGGGUUGGGCACAGGCGACUCGAAGUGCACGCUCUUUCUUGGCAGGACCAGGCCUCUCCGGGGCGGGAUGGCCCAGGAGCUCGGCGAGAAGGAGCUACUGAGGAUGGAGGUGGAGCAGCUGAAGGAAGUGAAGAACCCAAGAGCUCCGAUUUCCAAGACAGGAAAGGAAAUCAAGGAUUAUGUGGAGGCCCUCGCAGGAAACGACCCUCUUCUCUAAGGCAUCUCUGAGGACAAAAACCCCUUCAAGGAGAAAGGCACUUGUGUGAUAAACUGAUGGUCCCAGGGCCCCUCGCCCUGACCUCCUGUCCCUCCUCGGCCCCUCUCCUCCCCCACAACCUGUCCUGGACGCCCAGAGAGUCCGUGAAUUUCCACCUUCUCUCAGCCACAGAAGAGGAAAGAGACAGACCUGCUUC
Molecule: messenger RNA, 449 nt
Organism: Myotis daubentonii (Daubenton's bat)
Lineage: Eukaryota; Metazoa; Chordata; Mammalia; Chiroptera; Vespertilionidae
Gene: GNGT2
Product: G protein subunit gamma transducin 2
Biological process (GO): G protein-coupled receptor signaling pathway
Cellular component (GO): heterotrimeric G-protein complex
Molecular function (GO): G-protein beta-subunit binding
Source: RefSeq, a predicted model, not a curated record